Messenger RNA from Ogataea angusta, 1497 nucleotides. RefSeq lists its product as uncharacterized. The record is from RefSeq and is a predicted model, not a curated record. NCBI's taxonomy places the organism in Eukaryota, Fungi, Ascomycota, Pichiomycetes, Pichiales, Pichiaceae. Bases 1 to 1497 code for a protein of 498 amino acids. Gene Ontology annotation, molecular function: ubiquitin protein ligase activity; protein binding. The transcript has a single exon. Gene Ontology annotation, cellular component: cytoplasm; Prp19 complex; U2-type catalytic step 1 spliceosome. Gene Ontology annotation, biological process: protein ubiquitination; mRNA splicing, via spliceosome; DNA repair.
AUGAUCUGCUCUAUCUCAGGCAAUCCGGCUGAAGAGCCAGUGUUGUCCACAAAGUCUGGCCAUGUGUACGAAAAGAGACUGGUAGAGGAAUACAUUGCGCAGCAUGGAACAGACCCAAUAUCGGGGGAGUCACUAAGUUCUGAAGAUUUGGUGGCCAUUCAGGUGUCUGCUUUGGAAAAGCCACUGGUUGUGCGCGAAUCUGCAUCAACCUCGAUCCCUUCCUUGUUAUCAAUAUUUCAGCGCGAGUGGGAUGCAUUGGCUCUGGAAACAUUUGAGCUACGCAGACAACUGAACCAAUACAAGAAAGAGCUCAGCCUGGCCUUGUACAAACAGGAUGCAGCAGUGCGAGUCGCUGCCAGCGCCAUCAAACAACGCGACGAGUACAAAAGGGCUUUAGAGGAGCUCACGACGAAGCUUGGAAAAGGAGAGGUCAUUGAGAUCGACACGCCAGCGGAACAAACUAACGGAUCACAACCACUGUCUGAGGAGUAUGCUAGUCAACUACUUGAGGCUCACUCGCAAUUGUAUCAGCAACAUCGUUCCCAAAAAUUCAAGUCUCCAAUUGACGAGAGCUCAGAUAUAAAGUUUGCACUUGAAGAGGACCUUAAAAUAUGGGAUGGACAAAAGAAGAAGACAACACUUGUUCAAGCAGAGUUCAGCUCUGACAAGACCAAAAUUCUACUCGCAUAUUCGGAAAAUGUUAUCGCUGUUUAUGAUGUUGUUGAAAAAGUGCUUAUCAGUCGGCAUGCGCUUCCUAAACGAGCCAAGUUUAGUUACUUGAAGUGGCUCAACGAAAAUAAGUUUGUGUACGCUUCCACCGACGGGACAGUCCAUAUCGUUGAAGGAGAAUCAGAAACAAAGUUCCAUUUGGAAAAAAAGUCAAUCACCAGCAUUCUGGCCCACCCUUUACUACAUUACCUGAUCAUAGCACAGACUGACAAGCUAUACAUAUUUGACGGGGAGCAAAAAUUGUACGAGUCAGAUCCCUUUGAAUCCAAAAUCAGUGAGAUGGCUCUGCAUCAAGAUGGCCUGUUCCUCGGAUUGUGCCUCGAGACCAACGUCGUUCAGAUCUUCAAUAUUGCUAAAAACUCUGUCGAGCUUAACGUUUCCAUUGACUCGCUUGGCACCGUUGAAGUGAUAGAUAAGCUUCUAUUUUCUCCAAAUGGCUACUCACUGGUGAUACACUGUUCCACGGACUCGGGAUCGAAAAUUGGAAUAUACGAUUUGAGGAAGGACGUUUUCCAAGCUGUGCUGGAUUCUCCAAGUAGCGCUGUUCUGGCUAUUGACAAAGCUUCCUCAUAUCUUUUCAACGAUCAGACAGUAUUCAGAUAUUAUAAAAAAAGCAAGAAAUGGAGCUCUGAGGUUGCACAAAUUCCUGAUCUCGCUCAGGAUGUGAUUGUCACCCUUGAUAUCAAGUCUCUAGAGGAUCAUUAUGAGGUUUUCGCUGUUCUGAAAGACGGCACUUUAAAGAGGUAUUUGUUGCAAGCGGAUGUAUAA